AUGAGCCGUCUCGAAAUAGGCCUUAUUGUGGGAGUCAGCGCUCUUUUCAUCACCUUGAUCUUUUUCAUCUUCCUCAUCCGAGCCCUUUACCAACGCCGUCGCGAAAGGGUGCUGAGGAAAAUGGCCGAGGAUGCCAGAAACCGUACUCCCGAAGAGGAGAUGUUGCGCCGCCGGCUGGCAUGGCUUCAAGUUGAGCGCAUCAUGCAAAGCCUGCGCUGCGUAUGGGUGGAUAAAGACAACAACCCAACCGAUCCACCCCCCGAAGUCGUUGAAUUUCACCGGCGCAAGGGUCGUAACCCGUACCAGAUGCCGCACAUGCCACAGCUGGAGUCGAAGCCGGAGCCGGAGCCACAGUUCAAGGAAGCGAACUAG
Messenger RNA from Fusarium verticillioides 7600, 372 nucleotides. RefSeq lists its product as hypothetical. The record is from RefSeq and is a predicted model, not a curated record. The transcript has 2 exons. Lineage: Eukaryota; Fungi; Ascomycota; Sordariomycetes; Hypocreales; Nectriaceae. The coding region runs from base 1 to 372 and encodes 123 amino acids.